CUUGAAAAAUGACACUUGAAAUUUUAACUCACAAUAUUUUUCAUGCUUUUUCCAUAUAUUUCUAUUUCUAUAUUUGCACCAUUUUCUGUAAUAACUCAUGACUUUUUGAUCAUUUUUGCAAUACCUCCUGCAUUCAGAAUUCGCCAUCAUACAGGCGAACAGAAACAUAUCGAUCUCAUCACGCUCGUGUCAAACGGACACAGCCAGCACCGUUGGUAUCACCACUAUCGAUAUGUGUGUCGUCGUCAGUGACGUCACGCCACACUAUAUAUAUAUAAGCCCGCCGGGAGGUAGCUAGCUCUGCCACCGCCAUUGUUACAUUCUCUCUCUCCACCAGGGCCGGCCGGGGUCGAAACCGCUCCAAAACCUUCGUCUUCUCGUUCCCCUCACACAUAAAAAAAAAAAGACGACGACGUUCUUGACAGCCAUCAGAAGUUAAACGUCAAAAGCGAGAAGACAAAGAACCGAACCCGGCCCCCGGUGAGAGAGGCGGUGGGCGAACAACAACGACGACAAAGAUGUCAGCGCUUUUCUCCAUUUUAAACCCCCCAUCCAAAAAUCUAGGACUUUAAAGAAAAACACCGUUGAAAUGGCGCUGAAAUAAACCUUCUUAAUGCCCCCUUUUCCACACCGGAGAGAGAGGAAUGUUCGCGGUGCUUUGGCCCUGCUGAUGGAACAAUGACUGUGGAGCUUCCACCUCCAACAUCUCCUUAAAAGCUGCUGCUUCUAACAAAAGGUGCAUUUUAUUCCUUGGAGCUGACAUCUAAUCCAUGAUCUUUGGACAAAGAACAAGCUGCUUGUUUGUGGCCCAGACACAGUUUCCAUGGAGGCAGGCUCGUCCCUCGGCCUCAAACGACGAUACGAAGAGGUGGACCACGUCUCUCCCUUCUCGACGCCCAAAGACUCUGACGAUGACAUCUCCAGCAGCGACAGCGCCGACAGCUGCGACAGCCUCAACCCCCCCUCCAGGAGCGAACUCACCCCCACCUCCAUCCUCAGACGACACAAGCCGUCGCCGGGAAGCAAGCGCGUGCGCUUCGACGCGGUGACGGUGUAUUACUUCCCCCGUCGGCAGGGCUUCACCAGCGUGCCCAGCCAGGGGGGCAGCUCGCUGGGUAUGGACCACCACCACUCGUCCAUCCGCCGCUACACGCUGGGCGAGUUCGCCAGGGAGCAGGAGAGCAGCCACCGCCACACCUUACGUCAGCACCUACGCCAGGAGAAGCUCAACGCGCGCAAGCUGAAGCUGACCAGGAACGGCACGGUGGAGUGCGCCCAGGCCGACCUGCUGACCCUGGACGACGUGUCGGACGAGGACCUGGACAUGGACGCCGUGGAGGUGGACGACUGCUUCUUCCUGCAGCCGCUGCCCACCAAGAGACGACGGGCGCUCCUGCGGGCCUCCGGCAUCGCCCGCAUCGACGCCAGGGAGAAAACGGAGCUGCGGGCCAUCCGCCUGUCCCGGGAGGAAUGCGGCUGCGACUGCCGCCUGUACUGCGACCCUCGCCGCUGCGGCUGCAGCCAGGCUGGCAUCAAAUGCCAGGUGGACCGAAUGUCCUUCCCGUGCGGAUGCUCCAGGGACGGCUGCGGCAACCUAGCGGGCCGCGUGGAGUUCAAUCCCCUGCGUGUCCGAACGCACUACCUGCACACCAUCAUGAAGCUGGACCUGGAGAAGAGGAGAAUGUUGCUGCCGGUCCCGGUGGGAUCCCCGUCCCAGGAGGCGUACGUCUCCGAGGCGGAGAAGGAGGAGGACAUCCUGGAGCGGGAGAACGAGACGGCCGUGUUGCACCUGCAGAGCGCCGAGGAGCAGGACAGGCUGGAGAGGGAGGUGCAGGCGGAGCCUCUGGGAAUGCUGGCGGAGCUUCCCGGGCAGGCGGAGGAGCCGCAGGUGGAGGAAGUCCUCCUGCAGGGGCCCUUCCCCACCGGGGCCACCGUGUUGUGCAUCAACCAGGAAGAGGAGAACCCAAACGAUGUUGGCACAGACUCCGCCCCUCUCCUUUACUACCAGCUUAGCUCCAUUGAACCCGUUGCCUUCGAGACCCCCGCCAAGGACCAGGAAGCAGCAGAAGACGAAGAAUCAAAGCUCCAAGAUGACGACACCCCCGACGACCAACUUCCUCCCGACGUCUAGUCCCGACUUUUCUGCGCACGUUUUGCACAUAACGCCUCCAAGAAGUAGAGCAUUUCAUUCGACGGCCGCCGUGGAGGCCGACGCACACGGCCAUCUUGGGUAAGACCACCUCAACGCAUUGAAAAGAAAAACACGCACAGGAGGAAGAACUGCUCGCAAAGCGAAAAAAGCGACGUAGCCAAACUUUUGUCAAGCCAAAUGACGGCAAAAACUGACCUAAUAAUCCUGGAAAUACUUGUCUUCUCCUGUACUGUACCGCCUUCGCCGCCAGGCCUGCGUGUCGGCGACGGGCACGGCGCCGCCGUGGCGUCAAUCCACCUUCGUGUCGUACUUGCUUUGCCUGUGAUGUCACUAUACAGUAGAUCCCCGCGUAUUCGCCGAGCUUGCUUCAAUGGCAACAUUUUCCAGCAGGAAGAUGCUAUGACCAAUUGCAGUACAAUACUUGAUACCGUAUGCCUGCUAUGGGUUGCAUUUAAAAUGCAUAAUAAUAAUAACUGAGUAUUAUGAAUUACAUUUUUAUUGCUGCAUACAUCUACAUACAUCUUCAUAGCCCUCGGGAAGAACGGAGAUCUACUGUAUUAUUAUUAUUAUUAUUAUUAUUAUUAUAUUAUAUUAUGGAUCUCUUGUGAAUGAGUGUGCUUGUUGGGAAGGUUUCGUCUACUUUCAUCUUCCUGGUGUUCUUCUAGUACGCAGUGGGUUCCGCAUCAGUGGGUUCCGCAUCAGUGGGUUCCGCAUCAGUGGGUUCCGCAUCAGUGGGUUCCACAUCACCACCCACCACGCUGCUAUGGUUGAAAUAUGAUCCAAAGGUUGGUGUCUAUCAUUGACAAUGUAUUGCGUUUACAUGGAUCACAAAUUGCUUGUUAUUCUAGAACACUUCCCGAUAGAAGUAGCCUGUGUUCUGUGAAGGCCUGCUUUAGAACCGGCUCACAAAUUUAACACCAUGCCUGUUCAGGGGUGUAAAAUCUUGCAUGCUCUUCUUCAAUGAAACCUCUAGAACCGGAGUCACUUCUAGAACUUGCCAAACGAUGCACUCCAGAGCCGGUCUCAGGUCAGAAUCCAGCACCAGAGUCUUAUUACGAUCUCACUUUGCUUUCUGCAAGAGUUCUAGGGCUGCAAUCAAGAAGAACCCCACGGUUGCACACUAGAACCUGCCAAACAAUGCCCUCUAGAGCUGGUCUCAGGUCAGAAUCUAGCACCAGAGUCUUAUUAUGAUCUCACUUUGUUUUCUGCAAGAGUACUAGGGCUGCAGUCAAGAAGAACCCCACGGUUGCACACUAGAACCUGCCAAACAAUGCCCUCUAGAGCUGGUCUCAGGUCAGAAUCUAGCAGUCUUAUUACGACCUCACUUUGCUUUCUGCAAGAGUUCUCAGGUUGCACUCAAGAAGACCGCCAAGGGUUCCUUGGAGUACAUACUAGCUGCUACGCACAACAACAACUUCACCUCAACACUCUAGAGCUGGUUCUCUAGAACUGAGGUUAUAUUCUAGAGCUUGAGUCCGUUUUUACACACCUCUCUGUAAUCUUCUGUAAGUUCUUAACACGCUCAAGAACCUCCAAGUUUUCAUUCGAGAAGAUGCCGAACGUUUCACACCAUAGUUGGCCUGAGGAUACACUCUAGAAUGGAACUCCGGGCCCCUAGCUUGUUCAGGAACGUAGCAUCUGGCCUGAAUGUACCAUCAGCCCAGUUCUGGAGGCCUGUGUAACAUAGAAUCAGCUGUGGAGUGCAGCAUCAAACGUACUAGAAUUGAAUACUCAGCCUAUUCAGCGAUGAAGCAUCUGGACUGAGAGAAACCUCGGGGUUCUUGAAGCAUACCUUUUAAGACCUUUUAAGCGACCUGACAUUAGAGAUGAGUAUUAAAGGACUCAGGCUCUAGAACGUAACCUCAGGCAAUGUGUAACGGAGAACCAGUCCUAGAGUGCGGCAUCAAACAUGUACUAGAAUUGAACAAAAAGGUUGGGGUUCUGCCUGAGUGUAACCUUAGACUCUCGUGGAAAGCAAAGUUGGGACUUGAAAUAACAGACUGCGGCUCAAGAACCGAGCUUCAGGCCAGCCCUAGAGUGCAAUGCUUGAUAUGUUCUAGAAUGAAACCAUGGGGUUCUCCUUGAGCAUACCCUUAAUCCACCUGAUAUUACAGUGACAAAUGUAAUAAUAGACCCUGGUUCUAGAGUGUAGACUCGGAACCAGCCCUAGAGACCUGUGUGACUCGGAACCAGCCCAAGAGACCUGUGUGACUCGGAACCAGCUCUAGAGACCUGUGUGACUCGGAACCAGCCCUAGAGACCUGUGUGACUCGGAACCAGUCCUAGAGACCUGUGUGACUCGGAACCAGAUCUAGAGACCUUUGUGACUCGUAACCAGCUCUAGAGACCUGUGUGACUCGGAACCAGCCCUAGAGACCUGUGUGACUCGGAACCAGCCCUAGAGACCUGUGUGACUCGGAACCAGAUCUAGAGACCUUUGUGACUCGGAACCAGAUCUAGAGUGUAGACUCGGGCCAACUCUAAAGACCUGUGUGACUCGGAACCAGCUCUAGAGUGCAACAAGUUUAAGACCAAGACUGUUCAGCGAUGUUGGGGCCUGUUCUAGGGUCAAACCUUGGGGUUGUUUGAGUGGAACCCCAUGUUCUAGAGUUAGACAGCACUCCUGUUGGAUUGAUCUGCAGGAUAACCACACGUAUGCUCCAGAGUACCAUGCCUGUUCUAGAGCAUACUUCUCAGUGUUGCCUCUGGUCUGUUCUAGCAUUUUUCAGUCCGUUCUAGAGUCAAAGCUUCCAGCUCUUGUAGAAAGCAAGGUUGGCAUUUGGUUCAAGAAUCUAACCUCGGUGCUCGCUAUGUUCUAGCACCAAACCCUGGUGUUCUUCUUGAGCGUACCCUUAAGCAACCAGAGAUCUAGAAUGUAGCCUCAGCCCAGCUCUACAGACCUGUGUAACAUGGAAGCAGCUCUAGAGUGCAACACUAAGCCUGUACUAGAAUUUAACUCUAGAACAUUUGGCCUGUUCUAGAGUGAAACAGGUUGCAAAUGAACGUGUCGUUGACUCCCCAACGUAGCCCGAGACUGCAACGCUCGGCAUGUUCUAGUCAGAGGUGGAACUCUGGAAUUGAUCUACAGGUGCCAACCAAGCCUGUUCUAGAGUCUGGCCUUGGGCCUCCUGCAGAGAGAGGGUGAUAUCAACGUUCUAGAAUGGAACAACUAGCAGCUCUCAAGGGAAAGGCAGGGUAUGUUCUAGAGUGUGAACACCAGACCCGUGGACAAGUGGACCCCGGGGCGGUUCUAGAGUCUACCCGUCUCUUGCAACCAGACAUGUUCUACAGUAACCAGUGGCAGGUUCUCCAGUUUGAACACCAGACCUGUGCCCAAGUGGACCCUGCAUCACUUGCAAACAAACAUGUUCUAGAAUCUAACCGCAGACACGCAGGAGGAAAACACUAUUCUAGAUGUUCUAGAGCGGACCAGGAAAAGUUAGAUGGUGUGUUGCAGAACCAAUGUUGUAGGAGGGGGUGGGUGGUUGCCUACAGCCACAACAGUUGAUGUGAAUGAAUGAACACGAGGUCUCGUCUUUUGGUGAGUGAACGGAACGGUUCUAGAUGCUCCAGCCGGGUGGGGUGAAGACCUUUCCAGACAAAUGUGACGUGGUGUGUGUGUGUGU
This is a messenger RNA of Doryrhamphus excisus (bluestripe pipefish), 5778 nucleotides long. It is a transcript of the gene csrnp2, whose product is annotated as cysteine-serine-rich nuclear protein 2. Gene Ontology annotation, cellular component: nucleus. Gene Ontology annotation, biological process: regulation of transcription by RNA polymerase II. The record is from RefSeq and is a predicted model, not a curated record. Lineage: Eukaryota; Metazoa; Chordata; Actinopteri; Syngnathiformes; Syngnathidae. Gene Ontology annotation, molecular function: sequence-specific DNA binding; DNA-binding transcription factor activity, RNA polymerase II-specific.